GCUUCAUGUUGCUCAGCACCACUGAUGCUCAGUCAAAGCUGACCUCAGAGCAGAACGCCAUCAGCCCUUCCUCCGGCACGUACAGCCACUUUGACCGGGCCACGAAGAGUGAACUGAUUUGUGACAAAUGUCCCGCAGGGACCUACGUGUCUAAACACUGUACCAACACAACCUUAAGGGAGUGUAGCGGCUGCCUCCGCGGGACUUUCACGAAGCACAAAAAUGGGAUUGAGAGAUGCCACCCCUGCAAGAAGCCUUGCAAGCGGCCGACGGUCGAGAGAACGCCUUGCACGGCUUGGACCGACCGCGAAUGCUCCUGCCCGCCCGGCCGCUUCCUCGCCAACGACACCUGUAACCUUUAUUCCGAGUGCCCCGUCGGCUGGGGCCUGAAAAAGAAAGGGACUGACACGGAAGAUGUCAGGUGCAAGCCGUGCCCUCCCGGCACGUUCUCUGAUGUGCCUUCUAGCGUCCUGAGAUGCAGAGCCUUCACGGACUGUUCCAAAAAGAGCAUGGUGGUAACGAAGCCGGGGACAAGGGAGAUGGACAAUGUCUGUGGCCUUCCGCCCUCUCUCCUGAAUGCUGCUGGGCUCUCCUCCCGUCCAGAAGAGGAGAAGGAGCGUCACGAAGCGGCUUCUACUACUUCUCUUCCCAAAGGUGUGGAUUUUUCAGCUUCCAACUUCUCUGCCACUCACACGCCAAACCUGUACAUUGACACGGUGGAGCUCACGGGGCCAAGUAAUGAAACGUCAAAGAACGAGUCCGUAGUUGGGAACGCGACAUCUCCGGAGCAUCCACAGCCCAUGAAUCACCAGCAGAUCCAUUACCACAAGCACGCCACGUCCAUCCUAAAACUGCAGCCAGCUCUGGAAAUGAGUGGCAGUGUGAAAUCCAGCAUUCCUUACAAGCCCCCCAAAAGGGGACCUCCGCGUCAGGCCGCCCACAAGCACUUUGAUAUCAACGAACACUUGCCGUGGAUGAUUGUGCUGCUGCUGCUGCUCGUGCUGGUGGUGAUCGUGGUCUGCAGCGUCCGGAAAAGUUCGCGGACUCUGAAGAAGGGACCCAGGCAGGAUCCCAGCCUCAUUGUGGAGAAGUCCGUGGUGAAGAAAUCUUCUGUGCCGGCCCCGAGCAGGGAGAAGUGGAUCUACAAUUGCAAUGGGCAUGGGAUUGACAUUCUGAAGCUGGUUGCGGCCCAAGUGGGAAGCCAGUGGAAGGACAUUUACCAGUUCCUGUGCAACGCCAGCGAACGAGAGAUGGCCGCCUUCACUAACGGCUACUCGGCGGACCACGAAAGAGCCUACGCGGCGCUGCAGCACUGGACCAUCCGAGGUCCCGAAGCCAGCCUCGCUCAGCUGAUCAGUGCUCUCCGCCAGCACAGGCGCACCGAUGUGGUGGAGAAGAUAAGGGGCUUGAUGGAAGAUACGGCGCAGCUGGAAGCUGACAAGCUGACCCUUCCGGUCAGUCCCGGUCCUCUCAGCCCCACUCCCUCCCCAAAUCCAAACCCAGACGCGACGAUCAUCCCCAUGGAACCAUCUCCCUUGGAGAAGAAUAAGUGCUUCUUCGUGGAUGAGUCGGAACCUCUUCUGCGCUGUGACUCGACCUCCAGCGGCUCCUCUGCUCUUAGCCGAACUGGCUCCUUCAUUACCAAAGAAAAGAAAGACACGGUGUUGCGCCAGGUGCGCCUAGACCCCUGCGACCUGCAGCCCAUCUUUGACGACAUGCUUCACAUUCUGAACCCAGAGGAGCUUCAUGCCAUCGACGAGAUUCCACAGGCGGAGGAUAAGCUGGACAGGUUGUUUGAGAUCGCCGGUGUCAAAAGCCAGGAAGCCAGCCAGACUCUGCUGGAUUCAGUCUAUAGUCACCUGCCCGAUCUGCUCUAGACUUCUCGGUCACCACCAAA
Euleptes europaea (tarantolino) is the source of this 1897-nucleotide messenger RNA. RefSeq names its product TNF receptor superfamily member 21 (gene TNFRSF21). The record is from RefSeq and is a predicted model, not a curated record. The transcript is spliced from 5 exons. The coding region runs from base 6 to 1877 and encodes 623 amino acids. Gene Ontology annotation, molecular function: protein binding. NCBI's taxonomy places the organism in Eukaryota, Metazoa, Chordata, Lepidosauria, Squamata, Sphaerodactylidae. Gene Ontology annotation, biological process: negative regulation of T cell proliferation; signal transduction; humoral immune response.